Ruditapes philippinarum (Manila clam) is the source of this 2214-nucleotide messenger RNA. Its product is annotated as zwei Ig domain protein zig-4-like. Gene Ontology annotation, cellular component: axon; plasma membrane. Lineage: Eukaryota; Metazoa; Mollusca; Bivalvia; Venerida; Veneridae. Gene Ontology annotation, biological process: homophilic cell-cell adhesion; axon guidance; dendrite self-avoidance. Bases 199 to 1032 code for a protein of 277 amino acids. The transcript has 8 exons. The record is from RefSeq and is a predicted model, not a curated record. Gene Ontology annotation, molecular function: cell-cell adhesion mediator activity.
ACACUCACAGUUAAAGUGAAUCUACCGAGGAGAUCGUUGUCUCUAGCAUGCUAUAUCAUACGUUUAGUUGACAGGGAAUUUCUGCCACUGCUAUACAAGCUACUGUGAUUAAAUAUAUUUUGUGCUCUUUUUUUAUAUCUUAAAGAAAACUAUUUUUGUGAUACAGAUUUCUAUUUAUUUUAUCAGAUUAUAAUCAACAUGAACAUGAAUCAAGACAUACUUGUGAAGAUAUUUUCAGUCAUUCUGACUGCGAUGUUACAACUUCCGGUCACGUGGUCAUUUAGGGGCAUGCCGUUUAGCGGUUUAGAUAAACUUAUGUUGGCAAAGAGGGGCGAAACUGGGGAUUGGAGGGUAUCAUUCAAAGGGAAAGAGUUCUCUGAGACCACCUACGCUACAAGACACGAGGACAUUGUUCUAGAAUGCGAGGCAGGAGGCAGCCCUUCACCUACCAUACAUUGGUUGAAAAAUGGGGAACGAAUGCAACAGGGGGUGUCACGUGAUUAUCUGAACGAUGAAGCAAAAUAUGAAGAGAGCAUCAGUAAAGCGAGCCAGCCUAUGCUCAGAUUAGGGAAAGUGAAAUCCAAGUUAUUCUUAGACUGCGUAUCCGACAGGGACGAGGCUGAGUACGCAUGCGUCGCUGAAACACAGUAUGAACGCAUCUCCCAGAUUACAAAUUUGAAAAUGGAUAACAGUAUCUCCACACAAUCCAGAGCCAGUUGUUUAACAAAGAAGGCAUUCAGAGGUGAGCCAGCAAGAAUCUACCUUUGGACAGCAGUAAGAGUAGAGUUCUCUGGUGCCCCCGUGCAACUUUACUGCCGUGCAGAGGGUUAUCCGAAACCCGAGGUAUCCUGGAGAUACUCAGAACAAGGCCCAAAGAUUGAAAAUGAUGAAAAUUACACAGUGCUGCCAAACGGUGAUCUCUUGAUCAAAAAUAUCAAUUUCAUGGAAAAUAUGGGUGACUACUUCUGCACUGCUGAAAACGAAUCAGGAAUUGACGAAGUUUCAACCUUUCUUUACCCAACUUCACCAUGAAGAGUUAACUUUUGAUCACAUGACAGUGCGACACUUCCUGUCAGAUUCGAUUUCCCGCCUUUUUUCUCACCCGAGAUUUCAUCUUCUGUUGCCUUAGGAAAAUAUUUCCAGCUGAUUUUUUUUAUUUGCCGGAAGGAAACACGCGGGAAAGAGAAGUGUAUUUUUACGGAGGACGAUAUCUCAAUCAGAUGUUGUUGUUAUUGUAGAUGUUGUUGUUUUUGUUGUUGUUAUAUUAUGGUGCUGAAUUGAAUUGUGCCAGUGUUCAUACACUGAUGUGUGUGUGAACUCAACAAAAACUCUUUCUAAAUGGAAUAAGGAGAAGACAAACUAAUUUAUUUUGUGUUGCUUUUUUAGCAAUUACAGCAAACUAAUUGUGUUCAUAUUUCAAAUCAGCCGAGUAUCAUCUGACAGUUUAUUCUAUGUGCUAUGUUUCAUACGAUUUUGUUAGUUUUCAUAAAGUAUAUUCAUUAGGAAAACAAACUCAAUUGAACAGGGUAAAUUUUGUAUAACUUCAUAUAAGAAAUAACUUAUAAUUAUAACUUAUUUUGCUCUAUUCUUGAUACAGUCUUAUUUAUUUUUCUUGUAGUAUUUACACCACAAACGCAUAAUGUUUUCUUAUACUUUAUGUUUAUUAAUUAAUGAGAUAAUGGUUCUUACCAGUGAAAUAUAAUUUAUAUCAUUCACUGAUAUAUACUUUAUGUUUAUUAAUUAAUGAGAUAAUGGUUCUUACCAGUGAGAUAUAAUUUAUAUCAUUCACUGUUUUUUUCUUCUUUAAUGAGCAUAAAGUGAAAAUUUGUUUGUUUUUCGUGAAUAUGGGGUAUACCUAAUUUGGAAGGGAUUUAUUGUUUUUUAAUUUCACUGCAAAUUGUGAAUAUUUGUUCGGAAUUAUCACGUGUCUAUUGGGUAUGUUCCAAACUGACUCAAAACAAAUAAAUAUCAUUUAUAUCCGACUUUUUAGUCGUCUGUGAAAAUCCAUUUUCAUACAUAAUUCUUCCUGUAAAUACGCAUGUUCUUUAAUUUAUUUUUAUUUAUUCUAUUUAUUUCAUUUUAUCACUUUUUCGUCUUUAUUUCAUGAAAUGUUACAAAUGAAUAUACUUGCAUAAAUAUGAAUGAUUAAUGAUAUGACUGUUAUUGUUCCUUGCAUAUGAAAGAACGAGCAAAAAAGUAAAAAAAUCAACUGAA